Molecule: messenger RNA, 4467 nt
Organism: Neodiprion fabricii
Lineage: Eukaryota; Metazoa; Arthropoda; Insecta; Hymenoptera; Diprionidae
Gene: ringer
Product: tubulin polymerization-promoting protein homolog
Exons: 4
Coding region: 150-764 (204 amino acids)
Biological process (GO): microtubule polymerization; microtubule bundle formation; positive regulation of protein polymerization
Cellular component (GO): microtubule
Molecular function (GO): tubulin binding
Source: RefSeq, a predicted model, not a curated record
UAAUCGCAAGCGCGGCGCGGCAAUUCCGAAUAUUUCUAAUCAGCCGAACCGCUCGUCGUUCGCUUUUCACUCGCGCGAUAUAUCAUCGGAGGAAUCCAGGGUCCGAGCCGCAGGCACGUCAAGUCAACUAAACAUAAAACGAGUAUACAAUGUCGGAUAGCGUGGAAAACGGUUCGCCAGCGGCGGCUACGCCCCCCAGCGAAGGCCUCUCGGCCUUGAAGAUCGACGCCGGUGCCGAAGGGACCGGAAGUUCCGGGCCGGCGAGUCCGGCAAGCCCAGCAGGCGCCGGAUCGUUCACGGCGAGUUUCAAGGCCUUCUCAAAGUUUGGCGACCCAAAAAGCGACGGCAAACAAAUAACGCUCAGUCAGAGUGACAAGUGGAUGAAGCAGGCCAAGGUCAUCGAUGGGAAGAAAAUCACGACCACUGACACGGGGAUAUACUUCAAAAAACACAAAUCCGUCAAGCUGGGCUUGGAACAGUACAAAGCGUACCUAGAUGAUCUUGCGAAGAACAAGAAAGUCGAUGUGGAGGAGCUCAAAAAUAAAAUGGCCAACUGCGGGGCGCCCGGAGUCUCGUCGCAUGCGGCAGGAAAGGCGGCAUCGACGGUGGACAGACUAACGGAUGUGAGCAAGUACACGGGAUCGCACAAGCAGCGGUUUGACGAAAGUGGAAAAGGAAAAGGGAUAGCAGGGCGGAAGGACCUCCCCGACCAGUCGGGAUACGUGACUGGGUACCAAAACAAGGACACCUACAAAGCGCAUUAACCGAAUUUGAAGUACUCGCGUGUAGCCUUCGAUCAAAAAUCCGCACAAGAUGCUUUAUUAUUUUUCAACGUUUCGAAGCUCGGCCGCGUGUGCUUUUUAGGCACGUCUGAUGCCCGGAGCACCAAACGAGCUUUACAGUAAAUAAGUGCGGGAUGAGCACAGCUACAUCACAGUUUCAGCAAUCGUAUAACCCAUCGAUGUUGUACAAGAUAAUUAGUAUGAGGAUAAGAUUAUUCACGUACAAAUUCAUCUACGUAAGAUUACGGAUAGUUUCUCGUGCAAUUGUCUCUAUAAAAUAUAAGAUCAUCCUCAUUUUCAUCUAUAUAAUCAAGAAGAUAAGGAUAAAAAUUGGUAAUUCUGUUACACAGAGAACAAAAGAAUUGUUGUCCCAAAAAAUAUUUCGGAAUAAUUUUUUUUUUCUUUUUAACAACGGACGGUUUGGUAAAAUAAAGAAAAGCUUAGAUCAAGCAACGAAAUAUUAUUUCCAACACUCCAAAGAAAACUUGGCUCGUAGAAUCUUUUUUCUUUAGAAGAGUUUCCUUUAGAGAGACGUUUUAUUUAAUUAUUUAUUUUUCCGAAAUUGCGUCACAGACCUAACUCUGAAUCGCGUCGCCUAAUAUCGUUCAGCAAAGAACCACGACCUUAUCUUUAUCAAGUCGUACAAAAAAAUGUACAGCGGAUUUAUUUAGAUGAAUAUGAAAGACGAACUUGACUCACAUUAUCUCCGUAAGAUAAAGGAUCAGGUGAAUAUGUCUAAGAUGAUUAUUUUAUAUAAUAUUAUCUAGAUAACGUACAACACGGGUUACGUGAUCUGCGGCUUUUUCUUUACCGUGCUUGGCACGAGACUCUGUCACGCCUCUUCACACGAACAUUACGAUGACUGGUGUCGAUUUGCAUUUAGGCGUAACGCACAUGCCUUCGUUGAAGUUGAGCUUCUUCGAAGUCCAGAGGAACCGUUUGAUCUGCUUCAACUGGCAAUUACCGCAUAAUCAACAAGAUUAAUCUGUUUUUGACACGACUUUUUCUACACAUAUUUGCACGAGUACUUUUUUAUUGUACCGCAGUGAAAAAAGUCUAGAAAUUGUAACAGGAAAUCAAGAUUACUGUGUAAUAAAAAAUCCUUGGAUGAUUUUUGCUCGUUAUCCUUGUUUCUUGAGUUGCUCAGGGUUACUUCAUCGACAAUUUAUGUACGCGUUUCUCGUACCGAAUCACCAUACUUGUGCACAAUCACGAUCAGUUUCCUUCCAGGAUGCAUAUAUUAUACGUAGUGCGAAUAUCCGGGGUGUUUUAGUUCAAUUCGAUUAGCCUCCUAUGUUGAAUUCUGUGAUAUUUAACAAAAUAUUGAUAUUCACUGCAGCAAGAGAGACAAUUUUUGUAAAUUUGAAGUUUGCGAAAGGUAUUAUUCAUUUCUGAAUUAUACGUGAUAUUCUCUAAUUUUAUAUAAAUUUUCAAAAAAUUUCCUGAUCCUCUAUAUUCGGUAAUUAUCUAAAUACCAUAUUGCUAAAUGCGUUAUUUUGUGCACUUGCGAUGGAAAUUGAAUGAAUGUUUCUUUAACUAAAUUCAUUCGAGCUUUCACAGACGAUAUGGUAAUGGAAUAUUUUUAAUUUUUUUUUUUCUUCUUUUAUUCUGGCGAAAUUAUAACAAUCGAUCGUGAACUUCACCUCAGUUCUGUUUAACAUGAAAUUUUUGGAAGAGGAAUAAGUUGAAACGUAUAAACUGCUCGAGAAAUUUAUCAAAUUUACAAAAUAAUAUAAGUUUUAUCAAGUAAAUAAAGACACGUAAAGAACGGAUCUGUUAUUCGGCAAAACCUUGCGAUGGAUAUUCCAAAAUUUUUCAGCUAUAUGAAUACUCUGUAAAACGUAAAUUCCAAUAUUACAAAAAAUGUACAACUUGAGGAAAUCACACGUCUUGUUAAUUUUCAAAAUUAACGAAACUUAAUUUUUUGGUAAUUGACAAAUAAAGUGCAGAAAAAAAAUAAUGCAAAUCAAAGAACUGAGCUUUGAGGUGACUAGCUGAUCGAAUUAAAAUCCCCCUUAUGCCCGCAAUUUAUUACACUAUUUGUCACUGUGUCUUCGUUUUUACAGUAUGUGACAUAUUCGCAGACAGCUACGGUCACGAGUUCGAAAUUAUAAAUUCAAAAACGAUUCUCGUGCCAUCAUAAUUUUUACCGAUGAUCUCGAGACUUCGGAUCGCAAAUUGACUAUACAUACAAUAUUAUAGGUAUAUGUAUGUAGGUCCAAAUUUUCCAUAUUUUUAUCCAUAAUCUGUACACAUUACAUUAUAACGAUAAUGCCUUUAUCUACCAUGUAGCUCGAUUAACCUGUAGUUACUAGAAGUCGGAUUCAGCUCUACGUUAUGGCUUUCUUCAGCGCAAUCCUCCCACGAAUGUAUAAUUUAUUUGAAAAUAAUAUUAACAAUUAUGCAGAUUUUCGAUUUAUUAGAAAUAAAUAUUAAUAUUAACUAUUACAACUAUCCUCGCGUAGGUGUGGGUGUAGUUAUAUACUUGUGAUACGAUUUAUUAUUAUUAUUAUUAUUAUUAUUAUUAUUAUUAUUAUCAUUAUUAUAUCACCAUUGGAAAUAUAAAAAUUAAAUAUUACGGCCAUAUUAUUAAUACACGUAACAAAAAAUCGAGUUCAAAUAAAGGUUGACGUUUAUAUUGUAAAGAAGAUAGUCUGAAUCAGUCCAUUUUUUUUUACUUACACACAUAUUCACAUCUGUAGCCGAAAAUCUAGACGAAAAUACUGCUACUGGGAUUUGGAGGGCGGAAUGAUUUUCUAAAAGGUAAAGUACUUGCGCGCAAACGCAAGCAGAUGAAGCAAUUGUAGAUCAUGUCAGUUUUGUUGCGUAUUUAUUUUUCAUUUAUCAAAAAAUCAACCGAUCGCAACGUCGCGAUUAAACGAUAUAGACAAUUAUAAAUGGCAUAAAUUUCACGAGAUUCGAUGAAAUUAUCGGCCAGUUGUACAAUUGAAAACCCAUUGUGAUUUGGACUUACGGUAUAUCUGCACAUCGUAAAGAGGCUGGUGCAGAAAUCUCUGUGAACCGAUUACGAAAAAUCUGUUCUGGAGACAGCUUCAGCACCGUUGGUAAUUCAGUUAUAAUAUACAUAGUUAGAAUAAGAGAUUCAGCUUCUUCUACUGGCAAAUAGGUUCACAAUUGUAGAUAUAUAUAUAUAUAUGUAUAUAUAUAUAUAUAUAUAUAUAUAUAUAUAUAUUUUGCCGGGUUAAGGCUACUCUAUAAACAUUAUACACACGUUUUCAACUUGUACAUAUUAAAGUUUAUUUUAUACAUUAUUAUUUCCGCCAUUUCGUAUUUGAGCCGUUUUAUAGAUUUCGCAGAUGCGGAAUUAUAUUUACAAAUCUGCCGUUAAUAAUAUUCAAGUAUGUAUACAGAUCGAUAGACAGGGACCCAAUUUAUUGCAAUUAUUCCCAAACUUCAUUCAAGUCAAUUUAUUAUCUUUCCGUUCAAGCAGGUCUUCCACUCAUUUUUAGUACAAGACAAGUUAUGGAUGUAAGUAUAUAAGAAUUGAAAGGAGAUAUUACUACGUUACUGCAAGGGCGAUCACGACAAUUUUUAGAAACAACAGUCUGCAUAUUGUGAGGUAAAGAUAAGUUCAACAUUUUGAGGUCAGUAAAUAAGCCGUCAACUGUUUUCUGACGUAUCUGCCCUUCGAAGGGGGUCCUCCUCAGAUCUGUACUUUAUUCGC